This is a messenger RNA of Tarenaya hassleriana, 3636 nucleotides long. Its product is annotated as receptor-like protein 12. The record is from RefSeq and is a predicted model, not a curated record. The coding region runs from base 430 to 3039 and encodes 869 amino acids. NCBI's taxonomy places the organism in Eukaryota, Viridiplantae, Streptophyta, Magnoliopsida, Brassicales, Cleomaceae. Gene Ontology annotation, molecular function: protein binding. The transcript has a single exon.
GCCCAAAAUCUUCCGACUUUCAUCAGUUUUGUUAGGUCCGCUGUUACCCUACACACCAUUUCUCCGCCUACGGUCCUAUGCUGGUGGGGACAAAGGGUCUUCCUCCUUCACGGCGAAGCCAUCGCCGGAGUUCGAAAGUCCAAAGAGCCCAUAUUUCAAUUGAUGGGCCACAUUUUGAAUUAGGGCCAAGCCGUUAAAUAGAUUUGUCACUCGAUAAAUCCUGUCUUCAUCAAUCUGAUUGUGGCACAUGGAACGAGAAGAAGAAAAAAAAAAAAAGGAUGGACUGGGGGUCGGCUGACAUCUAUCAUUUAUUGUUUCUUCCCUGUAUUAUAACAAACUUCAACUUCAAACGACCGAAUUGUCUGCCACUGGCCACCUUCAAAACGAAAACGAAGGGAAAAAGGAAAAGGAUCUUACAAAUCGAAGAGGAUGAUGAUGGGCUUGAGCUCGUGUUGCACCUGCGGUAUCAUCUGUUUCCUCCUCUCCUUUACCAACAUGAUGCACGCGUUUGCCUCUCACGGCAGCCACUUGUGUCGUCCCGACCAGAAGGAUGCUCUUAUGGAGUUCAAGAACGAGUUCCAGAUCCACAGUCUUGGUGAUGAUUGGAAGGAAAAUUAUCCAAAGACGAAAUCUUGGAAUAACAACGUGGAUUGUUGUUCAUGGGACGGCGUCACGUGUGAUUCUUCGUCAGGUGACGUGACUGGUUUAGAUCUUAAUAGCUGUCUUCUCAACGGCCCCUUGAAACCUGACAGCAGCCUUUUCAGACUACGACGUCUCCAGAGUCUGAAUCUUGGGGCGAAUAAUUUGUCGGGUCGUUUACCAGACUCCAUUGACAAGCUCAAAGCUUUGAACGUCUUGAGUCUUUAUAGCUGCAAUCUCUUCGGCCAGAUUCCUUCCUCAAUUGGGAACCUUUCUUAUGUCACCGAUCUCGAUCUUUCUAGUAACAAUUUCGUUGGUGAAGUUCCAUCUUCGAUCGGCAGUCUAAGCCGGUUGACUCAGUUGCAGCUUGUGAGUAGCAACCUCAGCGGCAACUUCCCCCUCGCGCUUCUCAAUUUAACCGAGCUAGAGCGCAUUGAUCUUCGUUCUAACCAGUUCACAGGUCCACUCCCGUCUAACCUGAGUAGACUCUCCAAAUUGGAAGAUUUCGAAGUGUCGGGGAAUUCAUUUUCCGGAACGAUUCCUUCGUCUUUGUUCACGAUUCCUUCGCUAGUUCGGGUUGAUUUGUCUCAAAACCAACUGACAGGUCCACUUGAGCUUGGGAACGUGUCUUCAUCAUCUCAGCUCGGGGUUCUGUCCCUUGCCGACAACAAUUUCCAUGGACCAAUCCCCGUGUCUAUAUCAAAACUAGUCGGCCUCUGGUUUCUUGACCUGUCUUCGUGGAACACGGAGGGGAGCAUAGUGGACUUCGGUAUGUUCUCACGUCUCAAGUCGCUUACACUUCUUCACCUCUCCUUUCUAAACACCGCAAGCACGGUCGAGCUAAGUGUUUUCUCGAACCUCAAGUCCCUUUCUACAUUGGAUCUGUCGGGGAGCAAAGUGAGUAUAAGUUCCACCACCAGUCUUCCACUACAGAUGGAAACCUUGACUCUGUCAUCUUGUAGCAUUGGUGAGUUUCCAUAUUUCUUGACGGCUCUGAAAGAUCUGACGUAUUUAGAUCUUUCCUACAACCAAAUUCAAGGCCUGGUACCUGAGGGGUUGUGGAAACUUCCCGCGUUGAGUUUUCUGAACAUUUCUCAUAACUCUUUCCGCGAAGUUGAAGGAUCGUUGGCUGACACGCAGAUCGUUAUGAUAGAUAUGAGUUCUAACGCAUUUCAUGGGCCGCUCCCGGUAGUACCAGUCUCUACUAUGCAUCUUCUUGGAUCAACAAACUAUUUUUCUGGAGAGAUUCCUCGAUGGAUAUGCAGGUUGACCAACCUUUGGACACUUGAUCUAUCGAACAAUAACUUCAGCGGCUCCAUCCCUCGGUGCUUUGAGAAUCUUAAGAGUAAUCUUUCUGUUCUGUAUCUGCAGAAUAACAGCCUCACUGGAAGCAUUCCUCCGACAUCUAUCGACGCUUACAACUUGAAGUCACUUAACCUCGGUCACAACCGAUUGGUUGGAACACUUCCCAGAGCUUUGGCCAAUUGUACAUGUCUACAGCUUCUGAAUGUGGAAAACAACGUGAUCAACGACAUUUACCCGUUCUGGUUAGAGUCCUUGCCCGAGCUGCUAAUUCUUAUCCUCCGUCUUAACAAGUUUUAUGGCCCAAUUUAUUCCCCUCGCUCCUCUCUGGGGUUUCCCAUGUUACGAAUGAUUGAUAUAUCGCAGAAUCACUUCAGUGGGACACUGCCCUCGUAUUACUUUGCCAAUUGGAGUGCUAUGUCAGUGAUGAAGACACUAAUAGAUCGUACGCCAAUUCGGUUCGCGGGCCGUGGCUCAGGGUACAGUCAUGAGUCGGUGGUGUUUACAAUUAAGGGAUUGCAAAUAGAGCUGGUUGGAAGCAGUUAUGCAAUAUACACGAGCAUCGAUUUUUCUGGAAAUAGAUUUACGGGGGAGAUUCCAGAGUCAAUCGGGCUCCUAGAGGAAGUGAUCGUGCUCAACUUGUCGAGCAACGGUUUCACGGGCCAUGUUCCGCCGUCUUUGGCGAACUUGACAAAGCUCCAGUCACUAGACUUGUCCCUAAACGAGCUUUCGGGUUUGAUACCCCAGGAGCUCGGGAAACUCACGUUCUUGUCGGUGAUAAACUUCUCCUACAACAAUCUCGAGGGUCCGAUACCUCAGGGGGCACAGUUUCAGAGCCAACCUUGUUCAGCUUUCUCCCACAACCAUGGACUCUACGGUCUACCCCUCGGACAAAGUUGCGGCCAAGCUCACACCCCGACACACGCGCCACGAGAAGAAGAAGUGGAAGAAGAAGAAGAAGAGGAAGUCAUCAGUUGGAUAGCAGUCGGGAUAGGCAUUGCACCUGGCGUGGCAUUCGGAUGGACAAUUGGUUACAUCGUAGCUUCAUACAAACACGAGUGGUUCACAAAGAUUCUUGGCCGGAACAACAAACGUUAGACGCUCGGCAGCCAGUUAGCCGGUGGGCUUGCUAAGCAAUUGUUCAAGUACUUUUGCCCAUCCCUUGUUUUCUUUUCAUACAGUUUGAAUUUGAAACGUGAUUAAUGCUUUCAUGUUUUCUAAGCACAUCGACUUGUUUCGAAAUUAUAUCUACACAUCGUAGAGGAAAACACUUCUGCAGAAUAAUCCGUUUUCUUGGAUUCCAAGUAAGCUGAAAUACUCUUCUGUAACAUUUAUUAAAUGAAAUCAAAAUUUAUCUUUCCAAUCUAUCGCGUUUUCUUGUUAUUAUGUUAGCUGAUUAUAUUCCCUGUGAAAUUUUUUUGUGGCUAAACACAUUCCGAGAAGAAAGCAGCUCUGAGUUUUGUAGAAACUCUGUUUACGUGAUGAUGACUGGGCAAGUAAAACGAAUGAAUACUUCUGGCUGAAGAAGAGGCUCGUUAAGGGUAAAAUAGUAAAAUAUCCCGCUCGAUGGUAGGUAAGGGCAAAAUAGUCAUUUACUCGGAAAACUUUGCGUGAUCGGUGAUUGUAGGGUGUGGGUGUUUCAAAUUCCGUUCGAAACCGAACCAUACCGAAUCGAAAAUUUCAAUAUUUUUUUUC